This is a messenger RNA of Schistocerca serialis cubense, 1618 nucleotides long. RefSeq lists its product as uncharacterized. Lineage: Eukaryota; Metazoa; Arthropoda; Insecta; Orthoptera; Acrididae. The record is from RefSeq and is a predicted model, not a curated record. The transcript has 5 exons. The coding region runs from base 298 to 1320 and encodes 340 amino acids.
GUAUGGUGUGUGCCAUUGCAAGCCGGCUGUGUGGCUCUUAAUUUCUUCUGAAACUCUGCUGGUGGUGAUAUUUCAGUUGAAAGUACUAAAAACGUUAAGGGUAACGGUUGUAGCCACGUUGCUUAAUCUGUUACCUACAGGGACAUAAGAUACCGUCGUGCAUAUUACCAAUAUAGUAAACAUGCUUGCGAAAUUUGCUCAUACUGGCUGUUUUACUUUACAUUUCAAUGAGAGAUAUUGAUAGCAGUGGAACUUUAGAGGAUAGAAGAUCUUACAUCCUUUGCAAAUUUUAUACGAAUGGAUGUAUUGGUAUUUGAAGAACUGCUUUGUUUGGUUUCGCCUCUGAUUCAGAAGAAAGACACGGUGAUGCGUCAGGCAAUUACGGCCCGGGAAAGGCUUGCUGUCACACUGCGUUUCCUAGUGACCGGAAACAUUUACAAAUAUUUGGCCUAUUCUACACGAAUAGCGAAAAACACGGCCAUAGCAAGUGUGUUUGGAGAUAAUGCAAUACAGGUACCCACAAGCAGAGGAGAGUGGGAGCAAAUUGCAGAGGAUUUCGAGAAGAAGUGGAACUGUUAUAACACUAUAGGAGCAAUGGACGGAAAGCACAUUCGUAUUAAAUGUCCACAAGCUAGUGGGUCUCACUUUCUCAAUUAUAAAUCCUUCAACAGUAUCAUUUUAUUUGCCAUGGUAGAUGCUUCCUACAAAUAUUUCUAUGUAGAUGUAGGAACUAAUGGGCGUGUUGGUGAUGCUGGAGUGUUUUCAAAAAGCAAACUACGUGAGUGUCUCAUUGACCGAUCUAUGCUCAACAUUCCUGAAGGCAGGAAGCUUGGGAACACAAACAUUACAACUCCAAUGGUAGUACUGGCAGAUGACGCUUUUCCUCUGAGUUAUAACAUUAUGAAGCCGUACCCCUUAAAAGGACUCACAAAAGAAAAGGUUUUCAAUUACCGACUGUCACGAGGGAGAAGAUUAGUGGAGAGCAGCUUUGGCAUUCUUGCAAGUUGUUUCAGGAUUUUUCUUACUACCAUUAAUCUGCCUCCUGAAAAAGUUGCCACAAUAACACUGGCUGCCUGCACAUUGCACAACUUGUUAACUGAGAGAAGAAAACACUUGUACAUUUGUCAGGAAACAGUGUCUGCCGUAGUAGGAGACUGCACUUAUCUUGAGACACAAAGCACUGAGGACCUACAGCAAAUGGAACCAGUAGCUUGCCAAGCUGCUUCUGGACAUACAGUACACGGGAGAGCAGUUAGGGAAUACUUUAAGGCAUUUUACAAUGGCGCUGGGAAAGUGCCCUGGCAAGAUAAUCACAUUUAGUAACGUAAAAUGUAAACAAAUGUACAUACCUCAAACAUUUCCUCAAACGUCGGUGUGGCACGUUCACUUCCAGUUUCACUUUCCGUGCUCUCCAUAUUGCACACACUCUCGUUGGCCUCUGUUGACUGGUCGAGAAAUUUUAGCAUUUGGAACCAGUACACUUGUGGUGUGUACGUCGCCUGCGCACUGGCUCCACUUUUGCUUUUAUGCAUCUGCAAUGUUAGUAGUGAAAAUAAUUUAAACUACUUGUAGGUUACGUAAACAUUAUUGUAUGCUUAAAGUCGCUGCAGUGAACAAA